Messenger RNA from Thamnophis sirtalis, 395 nucleotides. Lineage: Eukaryota; Metazoa; Chordata; Lepidosauria; Squamata; Natricidae. The record is from RefSeq and is a predicted model, not a curated record.
GGGCGGGGGAAAGGGGCACCAACAUGGCGGCUCCAUAUUAACUUUCCCCCCCUUCGGCAGUGGCUGCCACCGCCGGCCGUCCCUCUCUUGGGUAACCGUCAUGCCGGGCAUGAUGGAGAAAGGAGCCGAGCUCCUGGUGGGCGCCAAGAACAGGGCGGCCCCCAACGGCACCAAGAACGGCGGUGGCGGCAGCAGCCCCGGUUCCAACGGGAACUUUUUCGAGCCGGAAAGCGGCGGCGGCGGCGGCGGUGACAGCGGCGACGAGCACGAUGUAGGAAUGAGGGUCGGAGCAGACUAUCAAGCUCGCAUCCCUGACUUUGAUCCUGGUAAAUAUAUAGAUAUAUAUUUAAAAUAUAUUUGUAACUUGAUAUCUCUGAUGUUUUAAAAAAUGGGAG